GACUUGGUCUUGGCCAAUUGUCGUAUUUAAAAAAAGCAGGUUUUGACUACGCUGCUGACCUGCUUAUCGAAUUUAAAAGCGCUAUUGAAGGUCACUCCAAGGUUCGUGACAGAGGGGAGGAUAUUAUUUUCGAGGGAGCCCAGAAUAUCAACCUGGGAGGCUGGAGGCAGUAAAGUACAGUUAUUAGCAUGUGUAUUUAUAAGUAUGUUUGUUUUAAAUGUGGUAUCAUGCCUCAUAUGUAAAUACAACACAGCUCCUGAUUAUUGGAACUUGUCACAUCUUUAUUUUUACAUAGCUGCAAACUCAGUCACAGAAAGGUCUGAGGCUAAAUCUACAGCGAGUUAUGGCAGCAAUGGAUUUACAGAUGCCUUAAAAGGCCUUGACAGUGACGUGACCAAGAUUCCCAAAGCUGAGGAGAAAUACGCAGCACCAUCGGGGGAUAAAACCAGUGUGGGGUCAAUGGAUCUGAGCAGCGUGCCGGUUCAGGGGAGUAGGGAACAAAGUGGGCCACACGAGAAACAAAAAGCAAGCGGUGAGGAAGGAGUGAUGGUGGAGGCUCAGGAGGUUGAACAUUUGUCAGGAAAACCAGUUGUUCGUUUGAGUAAAGACAGAAUGACUGGUAGUGUCCAAAGAAAGGCAACACCAGGAAGAGUUCAUGAGUUGAAUGGGAUGCUGGCUCCAGGCCCAGGCAGAGUGCCGCUGGAUUGGGAUAGUUUGGAGUGCCACAAUGUCAGACCUGCUCCAGUGGGCAUCAGAGGAGAUCCAGACUAUGAUGAAACCAGAGAGUUUAUGAGCCAUGAAAUGUAUCCAAUAGGUAAGAGGAGUUUUCUUCCACAAGUGAAUAUUGUAAAAACAUUGUUUAUAACUGAUUUAUACAGAGCUUUCAUGAAAGAAUGGUAAUUUCUUAUGUAUGCUUUAGUUCCUCCAGAGCAGAGCCCCAGUACCUUCGCUGUUCCAGCAAAGAUCAGAGCCACCGUAUGAUCAGAGGUGUGUUUGCAAUGCAUUUUAAUGAGACAAAUGCAUUUCAUUUAGUAUGUCAUCCCUGUCUAAUUAUUAGACAUUUGUUUUUUAUAGAUCUUGCUUUGUCAUUCUGGUAUGUAUUGCUGAAUACCAAUUAUUUUUCUCUAUUUUUCCUGAUUCUAUUUAUUCCUCAUAGUGAGUCAGGGGCUGCCAUCUGUUGAGUCAUAGGAGGCGGACUGGCUGUUUCCCAAUUCGGGGGCUUUUUCAUCCAAAUGUAGAUGCUUUUCCUUCUUUUUUUCUUAAAUAAAUAAACAGGUUUAAAAAAACAAAACGUGUUAGACUUACUAGAAACUGGUUAAAACUGCUGCAGCAUGAUAUUUGGUUGAAGAUUGUAGUUUACAUUUUAAAUCUAAAUAUACUGAAAAUGUGUCUUUUGUCAGAUCUCUGUAUUUGUUAACUGUCAAGUGAAGAUGUGAAUAUAAUCGUGUGAAAUACAGAAUAAAAGAACAAGUACAUAAUGCAUCUUAAUUAUUUUCUUGUUUUUAAAAUGUAGUUUAAUUUACAAUUGGUUAAAUAGAAAAUAUAUAAUUUGAAGACAGCUUAAGAUUUACAAACAAGCAAAACAACAUAAUUAAAUCAUGCAAAACAU
Notothenia coriiceps (black rockcod) is the source of this 1609-nucleotide messenger RNA. RefSeq lists its product as uncharacterized. The transcript has 3 exons. The record is from RefSeq and is a predicted model, not a curated record. NCBI's taxonomy places the organism in Eukaryota, Metazoa, Chordata, Actinopteri, Perciformes, Nototheniidae. Bases 205 to 900 code for a protein of 231 amino acids.